CCAAGACCACUUCUUUCAUCUUGUUUUGAACAAAAGUUUUUCUCUUCUUUUCAGACUGUCAGAAUGUCCGAAACCAAUAUGAAAUUCUGCAGUAGUUAUUUUCUGGUCGAUCCGACCAAAGCAAGCAUCUUUGAUCUUCUUCUCCUUUUGUUUUCCCCAAAUCUGACCAGCAAAAGAUUUAUAGAUUCUCCACAGGAUACGCUCAAAAGCGCCCGAAAAAGUUUUGCGAGUCGAUGGAUUAUUGCAUUGGCCAUUUUGGUUCAAAAAAUAUUUAUAUUCUUAAGAAAACCACUGGAAUUCAUAGGUCGUUUGCUUACCUAUUUGCCCAAUCUUCUUACUGCAAAUGGAGGCUUCUUCAACUUGAUACUUCACCUUUUGACAGGAAAGUUGGUGAAGCCCAAUGAAUCGUCGGCGACAUAUGCUUCGUUUAUAGGAUGCACAGAUCGAAGAGUAGAGCUUGACGAGAAGAUUAAUGUUGGUACCAUCGAAUACAAGUCGAUGCUGUCAAUAAUGGCUUCUAAGAUCGCUUAUGAAAACAAAUCUUUCAUCACUACCGUCGUCAAGAACACUUGGAAGAUGGACUUCGUGGGUUACUACGACUUUUACAACGCGUUCCAAGAAGGAAAUCUGACGCAAGCCUUUAUGUUCAAGGCGUCAAGCACAAAUCCGAACCUCAUCGUCGUCAGCUUCAGAGGAACCGAACUUUUCAGCUCUGAUGAUUGGUGUACUGAUCUCGACCUCUCUUGGUAUGAAAUGAAGAACGUUGGCAAAGUCCACGCUGGGUUCUCGAGAGCUCUUGGUCUCCAAAAGAACGGAUGGCCCAAAGAAGUUAUAAGCCUCACACACCAAUAUGCUUACUACACUAUCAGACAGAAGCUUCGGGACAUGCUUGGCAGAGACAAGAAUCUUAAGUUUAUAUUAACAGGUCAUAGCCUUGGUGGCGCACUUGCUGCUCUGUUUCCGGCGAUUCUUGCAUUUCACGGUGAGGAUGAGCUACUUGAUAAGAUAGAAGGAAUCUACACAUUUGGACAGCCACGUAUAGGGGAUGAGGAGUUUGCGGAGUUCAUGAAGGAAGUUGUGAGAAAGCAUGGAAUAGAGUAUGAAAGGUUCGUUUAUAACAACGAUAUGGUGACUAGAGUACCCUUUGAUGACAAGGUUUUAUGCUUAUACAAGCACUAUGGAUCUUGCAAUUACUUCAACAGUUUCUACAUAGGAAAGGUAACAGAAGAUGCACCGAAUGCGAACUACAUGAGUUUGUUGUGGCUAAUACCGAAACUGUUGAAUGGUGUGUGGGAGUUUAUAAGGAGUUUCAUAAUACAGUUUUGGAAAGGCAGUGAGUACAAAGAGAACUGGACGAUGAGGUCUAUGAGGAUUGUGGGAAUACUAGUCCCUGGUGCAUCUGACCAUUUCCCACGUGAUUAUGUCAACUCCACGCGUUUGGGAGGCUUGGCUCGACCUGUUACUACUACUCCUCCUGAUGAUAAACUUGCCCUCAUUGCUUGAAAUAAAUUCAAAUCCAUUCAAUAUGUAAUGAUAUGAAGAGCAGUCACACUCAAGUUAUGCAGAAGAAAGACCAAGGCUUGUUGAGGAAACCCAAUUCUCGAUAUAUGUACUAAGUCUUCAGACUAAAUAAUGGAUGAUUUCAUUUGGUACUUGUUUUUUAUUUCCCUUAUUUGCUUAAAAAGAGAGAGAGAAAAAUACCCAGUUGUUUAUUCCCACUUCAGUUGUUGUCUUCUAUUUGUAAGGAUCAAAAGGUUAUAAUUUAUUUACAUAAAGACGGGAACAAAACAAAUAAA
Messenger RNA from Eutrema salsugineum, 1796 nucleotides. RefSeq lists its product as uncharacterized. NCBI's taxonomy places the organism in Eukaryota, Viridiplantae, Streptophyta, Magnoliopsida, Brassicales, Brassicaceae. The coding region runs from base 64 to 1503 and encodes 479 amino acids. The transcript has 6 exons. Gene Ontology annotation, molecular function: triacylglycerol lipase activity. Gene Ontology annotation, biological process: lipid metabolic process. The record is from RefSeq and is a predicted model, not a curated record.